Molecule: messenger RNA, 1937 nt
Organism: Aspergillus heteromorphus CBS 117.55
Lineage: Eukaryota; Fungi; Ascomycota; Eurotiomycetes; Eurotiales; Aspergillaceae
Product: GTP cyclohydrolase II
Exons: 2
Coding region: 281-1519 (412 amino acids)
Biological process (GO): riboflavin biosynthetic process
Molecular function (GO): GTP cyclohydrolase II activity
Source: RefSeq, a predicted model, not a curated record
AACCACAUGCAGCAGCGCCGAGAUAGCAGCCGGAUGACUGGGCCAUGGCCGGCCACUACGAACCUCCUGCUCCGUCCUACUCUAUGGUGAUUCUGUCUUCUUUGACCCCGUUGCAUCCAUCCGUGGCCAUGCUCCUCCUCUCGUCGCGACUUCCCUGCUGAGCUUCUCGUCUGAUAUGCGCCCGACUUGUAUCUAAACCCCGCUAUACAUAAUACUUUCCCUUGUCCUUGAAUUCUCGACUUUUCCCUGAACGUCUGUGCAUCGCCCGCCAUCUCCCGCCAUGUCGUCGAACCUACCAUCCCACGCCUCCCCCUCCUUCACCGCGCAGGCCUCCUCCUCCCACCCUGUGGAUGAGAUUUCCCUUGGGGCAGAUCAAACAGCGCCCCUGCCAUUGAACACCCGGGUGGACGAUCUUCGUGGCGAUGCCGCCACCCAGUCCGACAGUGUAGAUAGCGACCGGGGCGACGUGACCCCCGCCGUACCUGCGUCGUUGCUAUCGCCAUCCUUUACCCCGCCAGCUACCCCAGGAGGCACCUUCAACACGGCAAAUCUACUCCAGCAAACCCAAGAGUCCACACAUACGAAGCCUCCCAAACUCCUUGCCUGUCUCCCGAACGUCGAAUGCAUCGUCCGCGCCCGCAUCCCCACCACCAACGGUGCCGAGAUGUUCCUCCACCUCUACCUCAACGACCUAGAUAAUAAAGAACACCUGGCUAUUGUUUUUGGGAACACGAUCCGAAGUCGCAGUCUGGACAAGGUUCGCCCAGGGGAGACGGAAAUGGAUCGGAUGAUUCGUGGAGCUUACGUGGGCACACUGCACCCCGGUCGCGUGAGUAGUUGGUACGACAGCGCGAAUGCUGAGGGAACAACCGGGGCGCAGAGUAGCAGCGGUACUACCGACGACGGUCCCGUAUCGCAACAGUCGACAUUGACGCGGAGUUCGCCGAGUCAAGCGCCACUGGUGAGGAUACACUCCGAGUGCUAUACUGGAGAGACCGCCUGGUCUGCGCGCUGCGAUUGCGGUGAACAACUCGACGAGGCAGCGAGACUGAUGUCUUUCCCCAUGGAGACCCUGGCGGAAAUUGCAUCCCAGCAGGCGGUGUCUGUUCCCUCCAAUGCAUCGGGUGGCGUCAUCGUCUACCUACGCCAAGAAGGUCGCGGGAUUGGCCUGGGAGAAAAGCUAAAGGCUUACAACUUGCAAGAUCUUGGGUCAGACACCGUGGAAGCCAACUUGCUCCUGCGACACCCGGCCGACGCUAGAAGUUACGGUUUGGCUACCGCGAUGUUGGUCGAUCUUGGCCUGGGCGAGGACUCCAAUCCCCAUGGAAUCAGACUGCUCACCAACAACCCAGACAAGGUUCGGGCCAUUGAAGGACCGGGUCGGGAGGUAGUGGUCAAAGAGCGAGUGCCAAUGAUACCAAUAGCAUGGAGGUCGGGCGGAAAGAAGGGCAUCAACAGUUCGGAAAUUGAGGGUUAUCUGAGGACAAAAAUCGCCAAAAUGGGACACAUGAUUGAGUGAAUUAGAUCGCCUCCCCCCUUUUUCUGUUACACUUGAUUUCUUUUGCACUUGUCAUUAUAGCCGUUUAUCUGCCCGGUAUACUAUGUAUGAAUGGCCUCGCGCGCCGGGGCCGGGUACCUAGUAAUGUACAGCACUGCCGCGUCAUGACGCUAUCCUACCUUCCCGCUCAUGGAAUAGCGAGGUUUCUUUUUUUUUUUCUCCUUCCCCCUUUCCUGUACUUGUGUUCUCGGGGGGUUGGAAACCGGAGUGAAAAGGCAUUGAGACUCGUGUACAUCAUCAAUUGCCCGGUUGGUCGUUGGGCAUCCAUCCAUGGGGUGGGAAAAUAAAAGGGUCGCAGGGAUUCGGUGUAAGGGCAGGUUAACUUCAUUAUCCGAGUUGCGCCACAGAUAGACCAAUGAGACGAUUCAUGAGCCGUCGU